Molecule: messenger RNA, 18272 nt
Organism: Pongo pygmaeus (Bornean orangutan)
Lineage: Eukaryota; Metazoa; Chordata; Mammalia; Primates; Hominidae
Gene: DSEL
Product: dermatan sulfate epimerase like
Exons: 2
Coding region: 1239-4907 (1222 amino acids)
Molecular function (GO): chondroitin-glucuronate 5-epimerase activity; sulfotransferase activity
Source: RefSeq, a predicted model, not a curated record
GGGCUGCGCGGCCGGAGCUGGCACAGAGGAUCCUCGGCCGCGGCGACAUCACCGCCUGCGGACGCGGGCGCUGCUCUGGAUACAGCGCCACCGAGAGAACCCGCCGCCCGCGGGUCUCUGUCCUGCGGUCCGCGGUUGCCCCCACGAGCGUCCGGCGUUUCCUGAGGGCGGGCGUGUCCGGGCCGUGCGGGGCGCGGGGACCGAGCGCGGCUGAGGAGACCGAGCUGGGGCAGCGCCUGCCGGAGCGCGGGGGACGACUCGGGGGUCUUGCGGAGCCCCGCGGGAGCCUGGCCCGCCGUGCAGAGCAGUUUUCUGGAACUCUCCACCUCCGCCUCCCUUGGGGCCCAGUGCGGCGCUGAGCCCCCGUCGGGAUCUGCCUGAGAAAAGAGUGUCAUGAAAAAAGAGCAGAAGAGAGACCUCACUGUUGCUGAAAGGGGAAUUUUCUUUUCCCGUUGGCGGUUACUUCAUGAUUGGACGAGAAGUAUCUAGGUGACUGAAGAGAUUCCAUUUUUAUGGUUAUACACAUGAAGCUGAUAAAAGAAGAUGUGAACAUGAUUUCUCUUUGUCAUAAUAGGCUGAUGAGUAAGUAAGCCUGAAAAAUAUUUGAAAUGAAGGCAAGAAUUUUGAAUUUCUAAAAACCAACUAAGACUUUGAUCACUUGUUAAGGAUGUUUCUCUCUCAGAAAUGGAAGAAAAACGUAUUCACAAGACAAGAAGUAUAAAAAGUUGAGAGGAAUGACAACUGAGUCCACUCACUCGAAGAAUGUCAGUACUUCAUCAUCUUCUUUGGUCAAACAUACACAAAUGCAUCAUACAUGUGUGGUGAGCUUAUCACCAGUGAUGGUUUUCUGUGCUAGAAAUGACUCUUAAUUUGAAUUUUGGAGUGCUUUUUCUCUUUUUUUACAAUGUGUGUUCCAACUCUUUGUGUUAAAUAGAUUUAAGUAAAGGAGGUAAAUGCUAAAUUCAUAGUGUUUUUUAACUGUAUCACUUCCCUGUGUAUUAUGGAAAAAUUAGAGAUUUUAACGUUAUUCGAAGUUUUACUGGAAGCAAAAUGGUGCCAGGGACAGAGAUACACAAUUUAAGUUUUCUCUUUUUGGCAACUGCACUUGCUUAGGAUGUACUGAAUGUCAGCUGGAUUUCACAGCAUAUCAGAUUUACAGUCUUUGUCUUAUCAAGGCCUUUACUGUAUGUUUUAUACUAACCAGAUGGGAAACACAUUGAGCAUCAUAUCUGACAUGUAUGCCUAAGGGAGGAGCUCCCCCAUGGAUCAUGGCGUUAAUGUUUACAGGACAUUUACUAUUCUUAGCAUUAUUGAUGUUUGCUUUCUCUACUUUUGAGGAAUCUGUGAGCAAUUACUCUGAAUGGGCAGUUUUCACAGAUGAUAUAGAUCAGUUUAAAACACAGAAAGUGCAAGAUUUCAGACCCAACCAAAAGCUGAAGAAAAGUAUGCUUCAUCCAAGUUUAUAUUUUGAUGCUGGAGAAAUCCAAGCAAUGAGACAAAAGUCUCGUACAAGCCAUUUGCAUCUUUUUAGAGCUAUCAGAAGUGCAGUGACAGUUAUGCUGUCCAACCCAACAUACUACCUACCUCCACCAAAGCAUGCUGAUUUUGCUGCCAAGUGGAAUGAAAUUUAUGGUAACAAUCUGCCUCCUUUAGCAUUGUACUGUUUGUUAUGCCCAGAAGACAAAGUUGCCUUUGAAUUUGUCUUGGAAUAUAUGGACAGGAUGGUUGGCUACAAAGACUGGCUAGUAGAGAAUGCACCAGGAGAUGAGGUUCCAAUUGGCCAUUCCUUAACAGGUUUUGCCACUGCCUUUGAUUUUUUAUAUACCUUAUUAGAUAAUCAUCGAAGACAAAAAUACCUGGAAAAAAUAUGGGUUAUUACUGAGGAAAUGUACGAGUAUUCCAAGGUCCGCUCGUGGGGCAAACAGCUUCUCCAUAACCACCAAGCCACUAAUAUGAUAGCAUUACUCACAGGGGCCUUGGUGACUGGAGUAGAUAAAGGAUCUAAAGCAAAUAUAUGGAAACAGGCUGUAGUGGAUGUCAUGGAAAAGACAAUGUUUCUAUUGAAUCAUAUUGUUGAUGGUUCUUUGGAUGAAGGUGUGGCCUAUGGAAGCUACACAGCUAAAUCCAUCACACAGUAUGUUUUUCUGGCCCAGCGCCAUUUUAAUAUCAACAACUUGGAUAAUAACUGGUUAAAGAUGCACUUUUGGUUCUAUUAUGCCACCCUUUUACCUGGCUUCCAAAGAACUGUGGGUAUAGCAGAUUCCAAUUAUAAUUGGUUUUAUGGUCCAGAGAGCCAGCUAGUUUUCUUGGAUAAGUUCAUCUUAAAGAAUGGAGCUGGAAAUUGGUUAGCUCAGCAAAUUAGAAAGCACCGACCUAAAGAUGGACCGAUGGUUCCUUCAACGGCCCAAAGGUGGAGUACUCUUCACACGGAAUACAUCUGGUAUGAUCCCCAGCUCACACCACAGCCGCCUGCUGAUUAUGGUACUGCAAAAAUACACACAUUCCCUAACUGGGGUGUGGUUACUUAUGGGGCUGGGUUGCCAAACACACAGACCAAUACCUUUGUGUCUUUUAAAUCUGGGAAGCUGGGGGGACGAGCUGUGUAUGACAUAGUUCAUUUUCAGCCAUAUUCCUGGAUUGAUGGGUGGAGAAGUUUUAACCCAGGACAUGAGCAUCCAGAUCAGAACUCAUUUACUUUUGCCCCCAAUGGACAAGUAUUUGUUUCUGAAGCUCUCUAUGGACCCAAGUUGAGCCACCUUAACAAUGUAUUGGUGUUUGCUCCAUCACCCUCAAGCCAGUGUAAUAAGCCCUGGGAAGGUCAACUGGGAGAAUGUGCGCAGUGGCUUAAGUGGACUGGCGAGGAGGUUGGUGAUGCAGCUGGGGAAAUAAUCACUGCCUCUCAACAUGGGGAAAUGAUAUUUGUGAGUGGGGAAGCCGUGUCUGCUUAUUCUUCAGCGAUGAGACUGAAAAGUGUAUAUCGUGCUUUGCUUCUCUUAAAUUCCCAAACUCUGCUAGUUGUUGAUCAUAUUGAGAGGCAAGAAGAUUCCCCAAUAAAUUCUGUCAGUGCCUUCUUUCAUAAUUUGGAUAUUGAUUUUAAAUAUAUCCCAUAUAAGUUUAUGAAUAGGUAUAAUGGUGCCAUGAUGGAUGUGUGGGAUGCACAUUACAAAAUGUUUUGGUUUGAUCAUCAUGGCAAUAGUCCCAUGGCCAGUAUACAGGAAGCAGAGCAAGCUGCUGAAUUUAAAAAACGAUGGACUCAAUUUGUUAAUGUUACUUUUCAGAUGGAAUCCACAAUCACAAGAAUUGCAUAUGUCUUUUAUGGGCCGUAUAUCAAUGUCUCCAGCUGCAGAUUUAUUGAUAGUUCCAAUUCUGGACUUCAGAUUUCUCUCAAUGUCAAUAAUACUGAACAUGUUGUUUCUAUUGUAACUGAUUACCAUAACCUGAAGACAAGAUUCAAUUAUCUGGGAUUCGGUGGCUUUGCCAGUGUGGCUGAUCAAGGCCAAAUAACCCGAUUUGGUUUGGGCACUCAAGCAAUAGUAAAGCCUGUAAGACAUGAUAGGAUUAUUUUCCCCUUUGGAUUUAAAUUUAAUAUAGCAGUUGGAUUAAUUUUGUGCAUUAGCUUGGUGAUUUUAACUUUCCAAUGGCAUUUUUACUUUUCUUUUAGAAAACUAAUGCGAUGGAUAUUAAUACUUGUUAUUGCCUUGUGGUUUAUUGAGCUUUUGGAUGUGUGGAGCACUUGUAGUCAGCCCAUUUGUGCAAAAUGGACAAGGACAGAGGCUGAGGGAAGCAAGAAGUCUUUGUCUUCUGAAGGGCACCACAUGGAUCUUCCUGAUGUUGUCAUUACCUCACUUCCCGGUUCAGGAGCCGAAAUUCUCAAACAACUUUUUUUCAACAGUAGUGAUUUUCUCUACAUCAGGGUUCCUACGGCCUACAUUGAUAUUCCUGAAACUGAGUUGGAAAUCGACUCAUUUGUAGAUGCUUGUGAAUGGAAGGUGUCAGAUAUCCGCAGUGGGCAUUUUCGUUUACUCCGAGGCUGGUUGCAGUCUUUAGUCCAGGACACAAAAUUACAUUUGCAAAACAUCCAUCUGCAUGAUCCCAAUAGGGGUAAACUGGCCCAAUAUUUUGCAAUGAAUAAGGACAAAAAAAGAAAAUUUAAAAGGAGAGAGUCUUUCCCAGAACAAAGAAGUCAAAUGAAAGGCGCCUUUGAUAGAGAUGCUGAAUAUAUUAGGGCUUUGAGGAGACACCUGGUUUACUACCCAAGUGCACGUCCUGUGCUCAGUUUAAGCAGUGGAAGCUGGACAUUAAAGCUUCAUUUUUUUCAGGAAGUUUUAGGAGCUUCGAUGAGGGCAUUGUACAUAGUAAGAGACCCUCGGGCAUGGAUUUAUUCAAUGUUGUACAAUAGUAAACCAAGUCUUUAUUCUUUGAAGAAUGUACCAGAGCAUUUAGCAAAAUUGUUUAAAAUAGAGGGAGGUAAAGGCAAAUGUAACUUAAAUUCGGGUUAUGCUUUGGAGUAUGAACCAUUGAGGAAAGAAUUAUCAAAAUCCAAAUCAAAUGCAGUGUCCCUCUUGUCUCACUUGUGGCUAGCAAAUACAGCAGCAGCCUUGAGAAUAAAUACAGAUUUGCUGCCUACUAGCUACCAGCUGGUCAAGUUUGAAGAUAUUGUGCAUUUUCCUCAGAAAACUACUGAAAGGAUUUUUGCCUUUCUUGGAAUUCCUAUGUCUCCUGCUAGUUUAAACCAAAUAUUGUUUGCCACCUCUACAAACCUUUUUUACCUUCCCUAUGAAGGGGAAAUAUCACCAACUAAUACUAAUGUUUGGAAACAGAACUUGCCUAGAGAUGAAAUUAAACUAAUUGAAAACAUCUGCUGGACUCUGAUGGAUCGCCUAGGAUAUCCAAAGUUUAUGGACUAAAUGCUGCAGGUCAGCAGAAAUUUGCACUAAUAAUACUUCCCAACCCACUUUGUGGAUAUGAAUCAGAAGAGUUUGUUUAUUCUUUGUGUGUGUGUGUGUGUGUGCGUGCGCGCACCUGUGUAUGUGUGUUCAGUGUUAUUUGCACAGAGAGAUUGUUUUAAAAAAUGGCACCAUAUUUGGCCUAGCAGGAUUUAUUUUUAUGUCAUCACCUCCCUUGCCUUUGUUUCUGAAAAUUUUGACUGCUAAAAAGAUUCUGCUACAGAGUGGUAGAUGAAGUUAUAUCAUGGGAUCAGGGGAGAUGGGAAAAUUUUAAAAGUUUUUGUCUAACUCCCCUUCAUCUGUAACUGUGCUAAUCUAUCUAGAGACCUCAAACACUGCUAAAGGCCUUGCAAUUGCUGCUUUACCCACGCAUCUCUUGCUUUCAAGAUGGACUACAAAAGUUCCUUAUCCUUUUGAAAAGGUCUUCUGACACACUUAUCUUGCACAAAGGAAAAGAAAAGAAGAAUUUCUUUUACUGUGUAUAAUGUUCAGUGAUAUCACUGAGGAAAUGGUGAAAGCUCCUAUCAGAACUAUAGGAUUUCUUCUGGGAAAUACAGAUGGAAAUACAGAAUGAGUAUGUUUUUUUGAGGUGAGAAACUGACUUUAAAAGCCUCCUUAAAGUUUUUUACUUAGAAAUAUAAGGAUUAAGUCUUUGAACAAUCUGGGUGGCAAGGGCUGGUAGAUUAUUUUAGACAUGAUUGUCUGUUUAAAACUCUCCUUUCGCUUUUUAGCCUCCCUGAAGCUACAGCUGUUCGCAAUCACAUCACUCCCAUCCUAUCCUUUCUGUCACUGUCAAGCAAAACAAUCAGUAGUUACUAAUUGCUAAACUCUCAAUAUUGUGGGGCAUUUUCCCCCCAGAUGAUUAAUUUUGCAUUAAAGACUGACACAGACUUAGAAUCAAAUUUAUUUUUCUGGAAUUAACACUCUGUGACUCAAAGUGGUGCCACUGCAGUGUCUUUUUAAACUGGAAACAGAAUUGGAAAACUGCCUGACUUAUCUUGCAUCCCUUUGAAUGAGUUUACAGACUGCCAGUGUCUGCAAAAGUUGAAAGCAAAUGGGAGAUGAUGUCAGAGGCAUCUGUUUCCUUUACCAUCUGCAUCUUAUUAUAAAUGUAGUCGUCAUAAAGUGUGGUUUAUUUUAUUUUGGUAGGCUCUGAAAUCAAAAUGCUAUGCCGUUAUAAGCCAGUGGAGUAAUUACAGUGUAUUGGAUGAAAACAUAAGGCAGUGUCAAGACUUGAUGAAAAUCUCUGUACAGAUUGCAGUCUUCUUCCUGAUGUUUCAAACCGUAGUUCCCCCAAGCUCUCUAACACUUGGGAGUCUGUCAUUCUGACCUAGAUAAAAGUGGUUCUUUCUCAGUAGUUGUUAUUAUGUCAAAAUGUGCCUCCAGAGUGAUAAAGCUGUGGAUAUGUUACAUUCCAGCUAAACCUAACUUGGCUGUCAUUUUUCUUCCAUUAUAGUGUGAGUGGAGACUGCUCUGCCUCCCCCACAUAUUCCUUCCCAUAUCUCUCAUGAUUGUCCCUCUGUAAUGUCAAAAUGAAUGAAAUUCAUGUGAAUGUAGGUUGAGAGGGCACUGAAGACCUGAAUCUACACUAGUAUUCUCAAGAAAGAUUAUUCAUUCGAUCUCAGAGUUACCAGCAAGCAUAUAAAAUGCUACUUGGAUGAUAUCUACCUGAAUAUUGCAUGCUACAUGGGUGAUAAGACUAUUUCUAUUAUUGGGCAGAAUCUCAAUGUUUACUUUCAAUUCCUAGAAUAGGUGAUCGUGAAUCACCUAUUCUAGGUGAUAUAAAAAGUCUGGAUUGUCAGUAGUAUUAGAUCUGAUCAAGGUAGGAAUUACAAUUGCAUGCAGGUAGCAAACAAGAAAGCAGAAACUACUGUUCCCUUUAUUUUAACAUUGUACAGACAAUACAGAAAUGUACCUGUUGGCGGCCGGGCGCGAUGGCUCACUCCUGUAAUCCCAGCACUUUGGGAGGCCGAGGCGGGUGGAUCACGAGGUCAGGAGAUCAAGACCAUCCUGGCUAACACAGCGAAACCCCGUCUCUACUAAAAAAAAAAAGUACAAAAAAUUAGCCGGGCGUGGUGGCGAGCACCUGUAGUCCCAGCUAUGUGGGAGGCUGAGGCAGGAGAAUGGCAUGAACCUGGGAGGCGGAGCUUGCAGUGAGUGGAGAUGCGCCACUGCACUCCAGCCUGGGCGACAGAGCGAGACUCCACCUCAAAAAAAAAAAAAAAAAAGAAAAAGAAAUGUACCUGCUGGCAGGAGAAAGCCAGAUGGAGUAUGUGGAGUAAUAGGGGAAGAAGAGUUACAGAAAAUGAAAAAGAAAAUGAGUUACAUUGAGAAUGAAUAUGGGAACGUGUCAUUGAUAGCAAAAGAAAGGUACAGGCUUACCAAAAUGAUCUUUACAGUGUAUCCCAGCUUUCACCCCCACAUGGCAAUGCAGAGUUGUAUUUACUUGUUUCUGUACUCACCUACUCCCACCCCAAGGGAAAAUUUUAGACAUGAACCCUACUAUUUAGUUAAUUUUAAAAUAGAAAGUUUGCUGGAGAAAGCGUCUACUCACAGAUUGUUCUGUAAGGAAUGUUAUAUAUGGGUGAGUGGGUGACACAUCCAUUGGAUAUGUAUGCAUGUGAUGGUACCUGAGACCCCUGCCUUAGAAACUGAAUUCCUAAGGGAAUUGACUCUCCCAGCACAUUCCCAGGUCCUGUACCCUUAGGGUGAUCUAGGAAAAUUUUAAAUAGCUUCUACUCUUAUUUUUGUUCUUAUCUUUAAAAUAAUUAAAAGAGGGAUUAUCACUAUCUGAUACUUCUGAAAGAAACACUUAAAAAAUUUCUUAUCUGUAAAAUCCGUCUUUUUCUACAUUAACUUCCCCAAACAUAGGCCUAAUUGAGAUAAUUCCUUUUAUUACAAUAAUAGGAUUGAAAUUUUAAGAUUUUGAAAGGACUUAUUAAUUUUGCUGACAAAAGUGAAGUAACAAAUACAAUGAUAAUUGCCUUUUUAAAUUUUCAAACAACAUAGAUUUACUCAGGAUGAAAUGAAAAGGCCAUAUUCAGAGUUUAAUUUAAUGAAAAUUCAGAGGAAAUAGGAAAAUCUGCUCAGGAGAAAGAAACUAAAUAUGCAUAAAUUUAAUUUGUAGAAUUUAAUUUAAAAUUUAAAUUUUAACAAAGAGAUGACACAAGAAUAUGUACGUUUAGGUGUAGACACCAAAAUAUUAGACAUUUGAUUGUCCUUUUACAUAGAGAAUAACUAAUAAAUGCCUGACAAGAAUGGGACAACCCUUCCUUGUAUCAAAAUUCCCUGGUCUUGCUACAUUGCCCUCUGCAAAUGUAUUCAAAGAAGAACCUCCUCCACCACUUACUUUUGGUUGGCAUAAUUGUUCAGCAAUGAUUUCUGUACAUCACCAAAUAUCCUUGGCAUUCUUGGUAUACAAAGUAUAUCACAAUUAUAAGUGAGUAAAUAUUAAUGAUAAUUUUUGAAUUGCUUUGUUUGGCUUGAUUAACUUUGAUCAGAAAUAGAAAAGUUUUCAUUUAUUAAUUUAGGAAAAAACAAAUAGAAGGCAGUAUAACACCACUUCCAAAGGUAAGGAUAUCUAACAUUCUUUUUUUUUUUUUUUUUUUUUUUUUGUGACGGAGUCUUGCUCUGUCACCCAGGCUGGAGUGCAGUGGUGCGAUCUCGGCUCACUGCAACCUCCGCCUCCUGGGUUCAAGCGAUUCUCCUAUGUCAGCCUCCUGAAUAGCUGGGAUUACAGGUGCACGCCACUGUGCUUGGCUCAUUUUUGUAUUUUUAGUAGUGACAGCGUUUCACCACACUGGUCAGGCUGGUCUCAAUCUCCUGACCUCUUGAUCUGCCUGCCGGGGCCUCCCAAAAUGCUGGGAUUACAGGCAUGAGCCACCACACCUGGCAAGGGUACCUGACAUUCUAAGAUAUCAAGACACUUAAUAUGUGGGCUAUUAGCUGCUUAUUUAAAUGUUGACCAAAUUGUCUAAUAUAUCUGAUUAAUCAUGAUUUCACUUCAUUUCAGAAGAAAAAUUAUCCAUAUCAUUUUUAAAAACCCAAAUGACUGGAUUUUUGCAUAGAGUACAAUAGACACUUUAAACAAUAGAUUCUAACAUUCUCUGAAACACUUGAGAUGUUUGAGCUACCAUUUAUAUGGGUUAUUUAUAUUUAGUCUAAGUAACACAUACAUGUUUAAUUGAUUCUGUUUUCAUGGAUAGAUUCAGCUAAGUCUUCCAAGCAAUUAGUUUUUUUGUUCGUCGUCGUUUUUCCUUCAUACGUUAUCUAGUUAUGCAGCACUGGAAACAGACUGAAGAUCAUAAACCAGUUUUAUCAGACCUAUGUAUAAUAAGACUCCUGUUAAUACAAAAAUAAAAAGCUAAAAGCAACUUGUCUAUGAUUGGGAUAAUUUUAUCAUACCCCUUUUCCCUAAGUCUUUGAGUAAUGCUGUUAAGAUUUUGUAUGGAGCUGAGGAACCAGCAGUUGGAAAAUGCAGGACAAGUUGAAUACUGAUACCCAAACCCACAAUUUUAGCAACUGAACUUGGUCCUUCUCCACCUCCCCCAGCCCCCGACUCUCGUGUCUCUGUUCCCCUAACUUAAUUCCAGAUCCUGGCUGCAACUUUCUAAAUGGCAAGGAUGUACCUGUAUCAAGCAUCUGUAUUCUACAUCUGCCCCUCCUGCUACUGGUAAGAUCUUCAUUCAGGCAUGAUAUCACUAAAAGAAGAAACUUCUUGCAAGUUACUUGAGGUAUACAUCACUAACGUGAUGCACAAGGUUAGCACAUUGAAGAUGCUUUUUUUUUUUUUUUAAAUAGAAGGGAUUUAACCCUACUUCCAGAGGUAAGGUUCCCUAACAUUCUAAGAUAUCAAGACAAUUAAUAAGUGGGCUGUUUUCUGCCUGUUUAAAUGUUGACUGAAUUGUCAAUAAUUGGUUUACUUUGGAUAAGGAUCUAUCAUGAAUUAAUCACUUAAUAUGUGCUGCACAUUGAAUCAUAAGGUUUUUGUGUAUCAUUACAAUCCUCACAACAACUCUCUCAAGUAGUUAUUUUACAUAUAUGUUUGAAACUCAUGUCAAGUGAUUUGUCCAAAGCAAAUCAGCUGAUAAGUGGUUUGACCAAGAUUUAGGCACAUGUUUUUUCAGUUCUAAAGUUUUUUGAAGGGAUUUUGAAUGGAUUUAUAAUUCAUUAUUAAUUUGCCUAUUCACCACACUUGUGUUACUUUUGAAUGAAUGGAUACUUUUGAAUAAAAGGAACAAUCAGUAUAUCUACUGUCAAGGUACUGAUUAGCAUAAUGGAAGAACAUAAAAAUCCAAUUGACUAUGAAUCUGCUCAGUGAGGAAUUGGCAGUCUCUCUAGAGAUUUUGAAACUCUUAGGAAUUCAUCAGGAAGAGAAAGAGUGAGAGGAGGGGCCUGCAAGGUAGUGAUUACCACCCAAGGAAAAGCCCCAAGGAGUGGUACCUGUAGACAUGGCUUAUUUAUUUCUGAAACAACAUGGUUCUGAGGAAAAAGAAGAAACUUCUUGCAAGUUACUUGAGGGUAUACAUCACUAAACUGAUGCAUAAGGUUAGCACAUCGAAGAUGCUUUUUUUUUUUUUUUUUUAAAUAGAAGGGAGUAUAACACUACUUCCAGAGGUAAGGUUCCCUAACAUUCUAACAUAUCAAUUAACUAGGGGGAAUUAUGAUAGGUAAAUUUGAGUAGAGAUCACCACUAGGUUUUGAGUAUAUACUUCUCACAGCACAUCCCAUCAAUCUUCUAAGAGAGAUUCUGGGUUAUCCAUAAGUGCAAAUAGAAUAAAACCACUGAAACUCACUCUUGGAAUUCCCACUCACUCAACUACCCCAAGUUUGGUCUGUAUUUGAAUAUCAAGGAAUACCUUGAAGAGAGAGAGAGAGAAAAAUAAAAAUAAAAAAAGCCUGAGUGUGGUUUGACUGGCCUGUGUAUAGACCAUUGCUAGUAAUGGCAGUAAGAUGGAUAACUCAGUGUAUUUGAUUUAGGCUCCGUCAGGCUUUUCUUUUCCUUCUCUCCCCCUCCCUAAGAACCUCCAAAUUCAAAGUGCCAGGCACAGCUCUCAUUCCUGGGAAUGCAAUGGUGAACAAAGUAUACAUGGACCCUACCUCCAUGAAGCUGACAAUUUAGAGGGAACUAAAAAGAAACAUUCUUUUUCCACUUUUCACAAAUUUCCCAGCAUAAAGGAGCCUAUACCAAGUAGAAGCGAAUGCUGUGAAUUCUGUGACUAACAGUUGAUCAAAUAUAUUCAAAUUGAGUUUGUUUUAGGGAAAGAACAACCAUCUGUUGUUCUUUUCCCUGUCUUCUAAAUAAUGACAGGAGUAAGAAAACAAAGGAGGGCAGAAAGGAGUGAAAUGGGAAAAAAGGAGAAACCCUAAAUCUGAACACAGAAAAUAAAGUACUCAAGGAGAAUCAUUCCAGUAACAAUGGUGUGUUAAUUAUUGUAUCAACUAUUUAAAAGACUGAAAUAUUAGGGAAGAUGAUACUUGGUAGAACAGAAAGAUAAAUUAUAAUCUAAGCCAAUACUGUUUCACAGUACAUGGCAAUUGCUCUUUCUAUUUUAUACUAUUUCUUUAAAUAAUUUCUGUAUUGCUGACUCUUGAAUGUAAUUUUUCUUUCAACUGUAUUAACACUGAUGUUGAAUUUCACCUAAUGUCUCAGGUUUUCAAAUGUCCUAGAUAAGCCAGUGUCCUCUCAUAUAUUGUGUUUUGCUCUAUUUCUGACAUCGGGAUACAUACAUUAUUCUUUAUGGUUUAAAGAGGGAAAUAUUCGUGGUCAUGCAACAUCUUUAAUGCUCCUUGUUUCUCUUUUUAGAAGCCAAUUUGACUCAUUACUGUCACUUUUCUCAUUUGCUAAAUGAGAAACGUAAACUUUUCAGUCCUUACAUUAAAAUCUGACACCCCUCAAUGAAGAAUGUUUAUUUUUACUGUGUUCAUUGCAUGAUGCAAAUAAUGCUCCAAACCCUUGUACUAUACUGAAAAAUUAAUGCCAAGUUUUAUUGAUUUUUGUUUGUUGUUUUUUGUUUGUUUGUUGUUUUAAUGAUAUGUUCAUUCCUUCACUCUGUUCCAAAAGAUUACUUUUUCUCUUGAUUUGUUUUCAUUGCUUGCAACUUUAAAAUAUGGUUAUUUUAACUUUAUGGACCAUUUUAAUUUGAUGCUUUAAUGCAAUAUUUCACUUAACAUUGAAGGUGGAUUUAUAUGUAUAAAAACACAAUACAACCAAGAAAUGAUGAAAUUGCUUUGAGGGGAUACACUUUAAAAUAUAAGUUCAUACAAAGGAUAUAGCUAAUAAAAGUUAACCCCACAUAAACAAAACAGAAGAUUUUUACUAUUAUUUUUAAACAUUAAUCUGAGCACCCUGACUAGUUCAAUGCUAACUGGAGCACAACAUGCUUACAGUUGGCUUAUGUACACCAACUAACUUCUGAUUAUCUCUCUAGAGUUACCAAAGUAAACUGAAAUGUACACAUAUGUGGUUGUUAUUUUGACUUUUUCCUAACAGUAAUUAUAAAACUAUCUAAAAUAUCCUAUUGUUGAACACAUGAAUAAAAAGAUACAUGCUUGUAUGCACACACACAAACGUAAAAUUUCAUUUCCUUAAGAGGCAUAAGAUUUUCUCUGUACAAGCAGCAGAUUGUACUGGUGGGUUUUCCGCAAGCUUUGUUUUUACCUUUCCCCCAUUUCCGUCCUUAAUUUGAAGGGGGACAUUACCAUUGAAAAUGUAAUAGACACAACAAGUUUAUAUUUAAUAAUGAUCUUUGGAAUUAGAAAUAAGUAUAAAUCCCCUAGUCAGUAUCUACUAGUUCUGAGGUCUUAUGCAAGUUUCUUAAUUUUAAAUCUUCAUUUUUCUAUCAGUAAACUCCCUCAAAGUUGGUGCAAGGAUUUUCAAAAAGUACGUAAAUUAAUUAUAGUAAUUAUUUCCUCUUUGUGACCAUUUCCAAUAUUCUUGUCUUACUUAAUGAGAGAGAGAGAGACAGCAGAGGUGUGUUUACUUUUAUUCCUUACAGUAUAUGCCCAAAGAGAAAAACCCAUAUAAAAUGUGGUGCAUCUGUUUUUAAGUGAGAAAAUAUUAAAAAUAUUUUCAAAUAAUUUGGGCAUAUAUAGUUAAGAUAUGUAGAGAUCUAUACUAAUCAGGCACCUAUUUUAGUACUUACUGUAUUAAUUGAGUUGCACAAACUUGUAAAAUAAAAAUUAUACAAUUAAUAUUAUUUAGAAAUGAUUAAUAUGAUUUAGAAAUACUGCUUUUUUAAGCUUCAUAUUUCAGUAAACAAAUUUUAUUCAGCCUUACACUUCACCUUCAAUAUCUUCAUUUCCAGAGCCAUAUUUUAUCUUUUUCCAAAGUAUAUUUAUUUCUGAGAUUUAUUGAGAUAGAAACAUUUCUGAAUUCAAGUUUGAUGCUGUCAUUAAGUUUUAUUCCAUGUCACAAGAGCUUUUUUUUUUUUUUUUUCUUGGAGACAGAGUCCUGUUCUGUCACCCAGGCUGGAGUGCAGUGGCGCAAUGUCGGCUCACUGCAACCUCUGCCUCCCGGGUUCAAGCGAUUCUUGCGCCUCAGCCUCUGGAGUAGCUGAGAUUAUAGGCGCCCACCACCACAUCAAGCUGAUUUUUUUCUGUUUUUAGUAGAGAUGGGGUUUUGCCAUGUUGGUCAGGCUGGUCUCGAACUCCUGACCUCAGGUAAUCCGCCCCGUCAUCCUCCCAAAAUGCUGGGAUUAUAGGCAUGAGCCACCCUGCCCGGCCACAAGUGCCAUUUGCAUAACAUUAAGCAUAACUAUGUUUAUACCUUCAUUUGAUAGGCAUACGUUUGUGAUUGUCUACAUUAUUGUAUAUUUUCCAUUUCAAUUUUUUCCACUUAAGUAUACAUAAACUCAGCUUGUUUUAGAACAUUACAUUUACUCCACUGACUAUGAUAGAAUAAAUGGAAACCAGCUGGAGGAAGUGUAUUCAAAUUACAUAUAAAUGUAUAUGUAUAUAUUACCUUAACACCAUACAUAAAAGAGGAUUAUAUCAAUAUAAAACUAUUAAAUGUACCUAGAAUGAACUUUUCUGUUAAUUCACAGGCUAUUCACACAUAUUUUUUGAGUUGCGGUAAAAUUCUACGGUACCUCAUCUUUUGGUUGGUGCUUUUGUAGGUUUGGAUGCUUUAUUUUUCAUGGCUUGUACGUUGGGACCAAGGAGCAAAUUCCAGAGCCUCCAGUCAGAAACUCAACCUUUUAGUGAGGAGAGUGGGAGAGUGUGCAUCUCUGAAGUAGGACUGAGUGUCAUAUACUAUGCUAGUGGGGCACAUACCCUCAAUAGAGAGUCAGCCCUUGUGUGUGAUUAUUUAUUAUUGGAUAUUGCUGCCACAUCCUUGCACUAGUUGUCUGUAGGCAGUUAUAUACCACUAUUGUGUUGAUUCUUUUAUAUACGAGCUUUAUUGCCCCUCUCUGUUGAACUGUAGGUAUUUGGAUAUGCAAAAUAGAUUGCACUAAUAUGUUGACAAUGAAAAAAUGCAUUGACCCUAGCUGGGAAUUUGGAAGCCCUCCCCUAUGAUAUUGACAUGUUGUUGUGGCCAGAACUGGGAUUUAGAUAUGGAAUUCAUAUACUCACACAUUCUACAAAAUGUUAUGAAACAUAUGUAAUAUGAAAGAUAGUAAUAAAAUGAACAUGAGUGUACACACCAACCACUCUGAGAAAUACACAGUUAAUGUUAGUAGUUAAGCCCUUCAUCUGACCUCCCAUUUUCACAUUGUCUGCCCCCCACCAACCAUCUCAGAGGUAACUUCUGUCCUGGAUUUUGUGUUUAUCAUUUCCUUGUUCUUCUUUAUAGCUCCACCAUAUAUAGCUCUAUCUUCAUCAACAUACUGUAUGAUUUUGCAUGUUUGUAAAUUUUAUUUUAAUACUAACUGUAUUAGUCAGGGUUCUCCAGAGGGACAAAACCAAUAAGAUAAGGUUGUUAGGGAGAAUUGGCUUACAGGAUUACAAGGAGAAGUUCCAGAGUAGGUCAUCUGCCAGCUGGGGAAAGAGAAGCUGAUAGCAUUGCUCAGUCCAAUUCCAAAAGCCUCGAAACCAGGGAAGCCAACAGUGCAGCACUCAGUCUGAGACUGAAGGCCUGAGAACCCCUGACAUGCUGCUGGUUCAAGUCCAAAAGCUAAAGAACCUGGAGUCUGAUGUCGAAGGUCAGGAGGAGAGGAAGCCAAGUAUGUGGCACAGCAGGGAAAGAAAGAGAGCAAGCCAACUCAGCAAGCAACCUGUCUAUCCCAGUUCUUCUGCCUGCUUUGUUCUAGCCUUGGUGGCAGCCUAUUAGAUGGUGUCCACCCUCACAUUGAAGGUGGGUUUUCCUCUCUUCGGUCCACUGCCUCAAAUGCCAGUCUCCUCUGCCAACACCCUCACAGACACACCCAGGAACAACGCUUCAUCAGCCAUCUAGGAAUCCCUCAGUCUAGUCAGAUUGACACCUAAUACUAACCGUCACAGUAACACAUUGUACCGUUAGUACUCAACUUGCUUUUAUUUUUUGCUCAAAAUUGUGUCUAAUACAUGUGAUGUUUGUAGGUGGAGAUCACAUAUUUUCACCAUGGUAGUGAUUGAUUGAUGUAGGAACAUGCCAUACCUUAUUUAUCUUUUAGCUGCUUGAUAGAUUUUAGGGAUAUUUCUAGUUUUUGCAAAUUCAAGUAAUUUUUUGUUAAAAUUCUUAAGUAUGUUCCAUAAAGUACAUGUGCAGGAAUUUAGUUUUUUUGUUGGUUUGUUUGUACUAAGAACCUUCCCUCCCACACCCACUUAAUCUUCCUUUUUAGCAUAUAUAUCUAGAGCUGAAACGUUCUGGAUUAAUAUGAUCUGUACAUCCUCAACUAUUAUAGACAAUGCCAAAUUAUUUUUGAGAUUGUAUAAAUUAACACUAAUAUAGAAGAGUUUCUGUGCUAGAUUUUCUUCUGCGCUUGACAUUUACAGAAUUUUUAAUAUUUCUGUAUCUGGUGGGAUAAAAGAAUGUCACCUUAUGGUUUUCAUUUACAUUUCUCUGACUAGUAAUGACUUAGAACUUAUACACACAAGUGUGUGUGCACAUGUAUACAUAUACCCACCCACCCAUCCAAACCCACACACCCACCCAAACUCACACAUACAGCCUUUAUUUUUGCCAUGUGUGUUACUUUUCUGGAAUGAAAUUGAGGUCAUUUCUUUUACCCCUUUUUCUAUUCAGUUAUUUUUUAUUGACUCACUGAAGUUUACUAUAUAUUAUGAAUACUAAUCCUAUUUUGUUUAUAUGUAUUGUGAAUAACUUUUUGGCUUAUGUUUUCUUGAUUUUUGUAUAGUGACCAUUAUGAUAGCUUUAGAUAUACAGGUGUUCUUAAUUUGAAAGUAAUCACAUAUGUCAGUGUUUUCUUUUAUUAUGUGUACUGUUUUUGCAUCUUACUAAAAUUUUUUCCCCAAGAUGUUGACCCUAAAAAUGUUCUCCUAUAUUUUCUCCUAAGCAUUUUUUAAAAUUAUUUAUUGCUGCCUAACAAUAUUACCAGAAACCUAGUGGCUUGAAACAACAUGCAUUGAUUAUCCCACAGUUUCUGUAGGUCAGGAGUCAACCAUGACUUAGUUGGGUACUCUGCUUUAGGGUGUUUCACAAAGCUGCAAUUAAGUUGCUGGCUAGGGCUGCAAUCUCAUCUGAGACUCAACUGGGGAAGCAUAUGCUUCCAAGCUCACAUGAUUGUUGGCAGGAUUCAGUACCUUAUAGAUUGUUGGACCUAAAGCUUCAGUACUUUUGUGGUUGUUGCCUGGGGUCUGCCUUUAGUAGCUUCCAUGUGGACCUCUCCGUAUAGCAGCUUGCUUCAUUAAAGCCAGGAAGACAGUCAAUAGAGAAACUCUACCAAAAAUGUAGCAUAAAUUACGAAAGUCACACCCAUCAUAGUUGCUGCAUUCUAAUGGUUGAAAGCACGUCAGAGGUCCCGUCCAUACUCAGAAGGAAGGGGCUACACAAAGGCAUAAGUACCAGGAGAUGGGGAUAAUUUGGAGGUCAUAUUACAGUCCAUCUGCCACAGAUUUUGUCUUUCAUAUAUAAGUAUUUAAUCUACUUUAUAUUAAUUGUUGUCUCUAUUCUGACUUUUUUUUUUGUAUGAAUAACCUAUUGUCCUAAACUAAAAAGAUUGAAUAAUCAUGUGUUCCCCCCCCCCCCCCCCCCACUAACCUUCAAUGCCAUCUCUACCAAAUAUCAAGUCUCUGUGUUUUGUAGGAGGCUACUUUGGGCUUUCUCUUCUAUUCCACUGGCAAAUUUGAUUACAUCAAUGACAAUACCACACUGUCUUUAUUACUACAGUCUUAUUGUUAGCCUUGAAAUCUGGCAAGAUGAGUCUUUAUUUUCUUUCUCAUUGUUGUCUUGGAUUUUCUUAAGCCUUUGUUCUUACAUAUGCAUUUUAGAAUUAGUUUGCACAUUUACUCAAAACAAACAAAGAACAAUGCAUUUUAAUUUUAAAUGCAUUGUAUCAGUUUUGGGAGAAUUGACAUCUUUACAUUAAUUAGUCCCUAUUCAUGGGCAUGGUACGCAUUUCCUUUUAUCUAAUACUUGGUAGUUCUUUGGUAGAUUUAAGUCAGAGCACUUUAUAUAUUGUUAUUACUGUGGAUUAUAUUUAUUGUUAAUUAUAUGUUCUAACUCUUCCUAGUAUACAGAAAAUACAGUUUAUUUUUGUGUAUUUAUAUUGUAUCAGGGACCUUAUUAAAUCUUCUUACUAAUUCAACAAUUUGCCUGUAAACUCUUUGGAGAUAUUUAUGUAUAUGGUUUGGUAACAUGUAAUUACUAAGAAUUAUAUUUUCUUUCUAAUUUUAUAACUUUUUAAUAUUCUUACUGCAUUUGUUAGGACCCCCUGUGAAAUACUGAAUAGAUAUGGUAAUACCUGUAAUGGGUAUUGUGCUAUUUAUAAUGUUAGUGGAGUGCUUCUAAUGUUUCACUGCUUUCCAAAAUGGACAUUGUAUGUAUUUCAUAGGUUCACCUUAUCAGGACGUGAUAUUUCCUUCUAUUCUUAGUUCCAUAAGUGACAUCUUAUCAUGAAUGCAUGAUGAAAUUUAUUGAAUGUUUUUCCUCCAUCUUAUGAAGAUUCUCAUGUGUUUCUUGCCUUUAUCUGUUAAUGUAAUGCAUUUUGUGAAAGUCUUUUCUUAUUUGAGAUUAAAUCCAACUUGGUUUGCUAUGAUAAAAUGAGCCUGGGAAUGAUUCAUUAUAUUUGUAUAGUUUGCUGAAUUUUCUUUGUUAAUAAUUAAUUUAAGAUGUUUACAUCAACAAUUGUAAUUAUGAUUUACCUGUAAUCGUCUUUUCUCAUAUUGUACUUGCCUAGUUUUGAAGUCAACAUUAUACUUGUCACAUAAAAUAAGUUGGAAAUCUUU